This is a messenger RNA of Megalops cyprinoides (Indo-Pacific tarpon), 3604 nucleotides long. It is a transcript of the gene rab11fip3, whose product is annotated as RAB11 family interacting protein 3 (class II). Gene Ontology annotation, cellular component: midbody; cleavage furrow; recycling endosome membrane. Gene Ontology annotation, biological process: endocytic recycling; regulation of cytokinesis. Gene Ontology annotation, molecular function: calcium ion binding. The transcript is spliced from 14 exons. The record is from RefSeq and is a predicted model, not a curated record. Lineage: Eukaryota; Metazoa; Chordata; Actinopteri; Elopiformes; Megalopidae. Bases 1 to 2814 code for a protein of 937 amino acids.
AUGGAGCAAGUCCUGCUGUCCAGCCCUGGUGGGCAUUCAGAAUGGGAGUUGGAGCAGAAGCCAUCUUUGGGAUUCCUUUUCUUGGAUCCAGACAAAGGGGCUACUUUGCCCAAGGGGACCAAAGAAUGCCUGGAGUCAGACCUGGAUUUCCGAGAGGCGGAGGAGGGGUUGGUGUCACUUAAUCUGGAAAAUGCCUUAAAUCUAGACAACCUCUUCCGGAACUCAAGUGAGCCCAGCCUGCAGGGUGCCAGCGAGGAACCAUCUUUCCUGCUAUGCUGUGAAGGGAGCGGCCUCAGUCCCUUGUCACACGGGCUGGAGAUGGUGUCAUCUGAAACCGAGGACAAAGGUUUAUUCUUAGAGGCACUGAGGGAUCCGCUCACAGUGCGUAAUGCUAUCCCUGAGAGUUCACCUGAGAGCUACCUGAGCAGCCUCUCGCACGUCAACAGCUCUGACGACCAUCAUGAGCCGCUGGAGGUACAGGAAGCAUCUGAGCUCUUAUGGGAAAGGGCAAGCUCUCACGCUGACGGCAGCCUUAGCCUCGAACAUCACGCCACACACAGCCCUGAAGAGGUGCGCCUGAGCCAGCCUGUGGAGGUUGUUGAGCAGAACAUUCCCGUGGAUACUCCAACCAGUAGUUUGUCCCCCGAGCAGAGCUGUGAGGGUGACUGCCAUCUCCCCGGGUUCCACCCUCAGUUGACGGAAGCUCAGACUACUAAACUCUUCCCAGAUGGAGAUGCCCCAAACCAGGAUGAUCCGCUUGACAGCAAGGGCCCGGAUCAGAGCUUUUCUGUAGAGUCAAUGGAAGAAAAAGAUUUUCUAGCUUUAACUAAAGCAGAGGGAUAUGAAGAGCUGACUGCAGAUAGCAGCUUGACAGCUGAUGCAAUGCGCGAGAAGGAAACUCUGGACCCGAAACCCCCUGAGGGUAUGCUCCAGGAAAGGCCUCCUGGUGUGGAGCACUGUGGGAGGAGUGGAGAAGCAGAGCCUAACUUGGACGCAGCUAGUCCAAGAUGGGACUGCCCCAAUAGUCUAGAGCCUGAGUUGGACAGCAGCUCUGGCAGUUUGUGGACUAAUGGACAGACAAUUGAAGGGCUCUCACUAUCAGAGGUGGGGGCAUCUACCUCUCUGCCAAUGGGCGGCAGUGUUUCUCAGAGGGAGGAAGACCUGUCCUCUUUGAAGGCUGUGUUUGAUGUCCUGGACCAGGACAGUGAUGGGUUUGUGCGCAUUGAGGAGUUUGUACAGUUUGCCACAGCCUAUGGGGCUGAACAGGUAAAGGACCUGACACGGUUCCUGGAUCCCAGUGGUUUGGGUGUUAUCAGCUUUGAGGAUUUCUAUCGAGGAAUCACCGCUAUCAGCAAUGGAGGUUCAGACCCUCUAUGUGAUGUGGGCUUUAACCCCAGGAACGGAUCUGGGGGCUGCCCCGAGGAGUAUGAAGACUACGCCGUGUUUGAGCAAAAUGAGGUGACAGACAGUGCUUACGUGGGAUCAGAGAGCACCUACAGCGAAUGCGAGACGUUCACGGACGAGGACACGGGCACGCUGGUGCACCCGGAGCUGCACGAGGAGGUGGAGACAGACAGCGCCAUCGAUGCCGCCCUGCACGAUUCGGAGGAGGCUGGGAGCAGGCUAUCGCUGGGCUCUGAGCUCAACAGCCACUCCCUGGUGACGGUGAUCGGCGGGGAGGAGGAGCACUUUGAAGACUUUGGGGAGAGCCACAGCUCAGAGCUGUUCCUGGAGACGUCCGAAGGGCUGGAGGGGGAGGGCAGCCCUGGCAGCCAGGUCCUCUGCUCCUCCCUACUCCUCUCUCCCAGCACCAGCAAGAGGCUCUCCAGCAAAAAGGUGGCGAGGCACCUGCUCCAGAGCAGCGCUCUGACCCUGGACGGCAUGGAUGACCUGUCACGGGACAUCUUGGAAUUGGCCGACACGGACAUCGCAGAGAAGGUGAUGUACCUGGAGAAGCGCGUGUCUGAGCUGGAGAAGGACUCCGCGGCCAGCGGGGAGCAGCAUGCACGCCUCCGCCAGGAGAACCUGCAGCUGGUGCACAGGGCCAACGCUCUGGAGGAGCAGCUGAAGGAGCAGGAGGCGCGAGCGGAGGAGGCCCUGCAGCUGGAGGUGCGCAGGCACAAGGAAGCCAUGUAUAAGCUGGAGCAGGAGCGGGGCAUGGAGCUGGAGAAUCUGCAGAGCAGACUGCAGCAGCUGGAUGAGGACAACAGUGAGCUGCGUUCCUGCGUGCCCUGUCUACGCGCCAACAUCGAGAGGCUGGAGGAGGAGAAGAGGAAGCUGCAGGAUGAGGUGGAGGAUGUGACAGAGAGGCUGAACGAGGAGCUGGAGUCACGCAGGAAGAUGGCGGACAAGCUGGCACACGAGCGCCACAAGAGCCAGAAGGAGAAGGAGUGUACGCAGGAGCUGAUCGAGGAUCUGCGCAAACAGCUGGAGCACCUGCAGCUGUACAAGCUGGAGGUGGAGGCCAAAAGCGGGCGCUCCCCCGGGGCGGGGCUGCAGGAGUACCAGAGCCGCACGCGGGAGCAGGAGCUGGAGCAGGAGAUCCGCAGGCUCAAACAGGACAACCUCAGCCUGAAAGAGCAGAACGACGAGCUCAACGGUCAGAUCAUCAACCUCAGCAUCCAGGGCGCCAAGAACCUGUUCUCCGCCUCUUUCUCCGAGUCACUGGCUGCGGAGAUCAGCUCCGUGUCGCGAGACGAGUUAAUGGAAGCCAUCCACAAGCAAGAAGAGAUUAACUACAGAUUGCAGGACUACAUUGACCGCAUCAUCGUCGCCAUCAUGGAAUCCAAUCCCUCCAUUCUGGAGGUGAAAUAAAGGCCCUCCUGCCCGCCCACCCCUGCCACACCAGGACAGCUGGGGCUGGGCAGCGGGAACAUGGGAACAUCAACCUGGCUCACAAUGACCUGUCCGCUCUACACAUCCUCUGAAGAUUAAAUAGAAGAUUUAUGCUUUGUCCCUUUGGGUGGCCGCUGUCUCUGCACAGCGUUUCGCACAGUUUGCUGGUGUUCUUCCUUAGCGCACCAUGUCUUUGUGUGCGUUUGUGUGUGAGUGUGCGCAGUCGUUGUGUGUGCUGACUGGUUCCUGUGACUUCCCUGUAUUUGGGAUGGAGGGGCCUGGUGUUCCUCUUUCUUUCACUGUGUGCGUUUCUGUGUGUGUUUGCGUGGACCCUCAGAGGUUAAAGGCACUUUAAGGCGCCUCAUGGUAUGUGCUCCUUAUCCUCCGAGUUUCAUAAAUGAUUAUACUUGAUGCUGAGGAACUUGAGUGUCUCACAGCUCUGUGCUGUGAGUGCAGGACCACCUCACUUUUCUCUGCUUGUAGGGCUCACCCACAUCACUUUGUAAUCAUAUGGUUAAUGGCCCUAUGGUAACUUUAAAAGGAUGUGGAAGAUCACUGAGGUUUACUUACACAUAAAAAUGUGUAACUCGUGCUCCAACAGACCUUGGAAUUGAUCCCUUUGGAUAUUCCAAAGUUAACUGAAGUUCACACUACAAACAAACAAUCAGACCACAGCAUGGGUUUGGUCAUUGCAAAUUUCAGUAUAUUUACGGAUCACAUUCCCCAGGUUCUGUAAAUGGAUUUCUUUUGUAGCUCUGUCCUACCGGGG